GGAAGCUUUGUUUCUAUUCUUUUACACAUUUUAACGGAAUGGAUUCUAAACCAAAAGAACCUGUAGGGCCAUGCAAUUUAGAGUAUAUUAGGCGUUAUACACAAGCCUUUAACUAUCCAUUGGAAAAGAUGUGCGAUAUGUCUGAGGAAAUGCAGACGGAAUGUAAGGAAAUUUCAGUUAACGCGCUUGAAAAGUAUGAAAACAAUUAUGAACAGGCAGCAAAGCAUAUAAAGGAGCUGAUGGACAAAAAGUUCGGCCCCUCUUGGCAUUGUGUUAUAGGAGAAGGAUUUGGAUUUGAAAUAACGUACGAGCUAAAGCACCUCCUAUACAUGUUUCACAAAGGGUACAUUGCAAUAGUUGUCUUCAAGGGUUUAUAACUUAUAGCUUUGCCUUUCUCCCAUGUAGAUACUUUCCCCCCUUUUCUUUUGUACUAUCAAUGUUAUUGUAAA
This is a messenger RNA of Phytomonas sp. EM1, 449 nucleotides long. The record is from the annotation of a GenBank genome assembly. Lineage: Eukaryota; Euglenozoa; Kinetoplastea; Trypanosomatida; Trypanosomatidae.